Molecule: messenger RNA, 2634 nt
Organism: Pichia kudriavzevii
Lineage: Eukaryota; Fungi; Ascomycota; Pichiomycetes; Pichiales; Pichiaceae
Exons: 1
Coding region: 1-2634 (877 amino acids)
Cellular component (GO): cytosol
Molecular function (GO): mRNA binding
Source: RefSeq, a predicted model, not a curated record
AUGUCCCGUGUCAUUGUUAAAGGUAUUCCUUCAUAUUAUGAUGAGACUAAGUUGAGAGACCAUUUUGCCGAAAAGGGUGUUGUGACAGACGUCAAGUUAAAGAGGAAAAAUAAUGGAGAAUCUAGGAGAUUUGCAUUUAUUGGUUAUAAGGAAAUCAAGGAUGCGGAAGAUGCUGUUAAAUUUUUCAAUGGCUCGUUUAUAGAUACUUCUAGAAUUACCGUGGAACUUGCAAAAUCAUUCAACGAUCCAAAUGUGCCUGUUUCAUGGAAAGAGAAAAGGAAACAACGGGAUGAGUUGUUGGCGAAAACUGAAGAAAGACUUGCAAAAAUGGAAGAAGCUGCAAAUCGAAGGAAAAACAAAAAGGCCAAGAAAUUAACGACAAUCAAUGACAAGAUUGAGAAUGAUUCAUCUUUGAAAGAGUUUGUUGAAGCUAUGAAACCAUCUAAUCAGUCCAAAUCUUGGGCCAAUGACGAAGUUGUCAAUACUGAUGGCGCACCAACAAAUGAUAAGCUAGAAGAAGCUUUGGGUCUGAAGAACUCGACAAAAUCACAGCUUGAGAAGCCACCAGUAGUGACCUACAAGGGGGACGAAAGUGACGACGAAUACGAUGACUUUGCCAUCAAGAAGGAUCAGAAUAUUGAUGCUGAUGAAAAAAUGGUCCCACUUUCCAAAGAGAAUAAUGAGCAAACGGUUACUCUAGCUGAUUCUGGAGUAGAAAACAUGGACGUUGAUAAAAGUGAAGGGGCUGGAAUCCAAGAUGAGAAUGGAGGUAAGGAUGGUACCGACAAUCAAGACGAAGAAGUGGACGAUCUUGAAUGGUUCAAGAGUAAAAGAAAGAGAAUUAUUGAUGGAGAGGAUAACCAGGUGAGUGAUCCUCAGAAGAAAUCAGUUGAAAUUGUCCAGCCUGCCAAAGAUGAAACUGGUAUUGAGGAGAGUGAUGAGGCUGAUGAAAAUGUUGAGGUAGAAGAGCCAAAGCAUGAACUCACACUCGAAGAAAAACAUAUUGAUAAGAUCUUAAUUACAGGUAGAUUAUUCUUGCGUAAUAUUCUUUAUUCCUCAACAGAAGAUGACUUCACACGAUUGUUUUCUCCCUUCGGACCUCUCAAAGAGGUUCAUAUUGCAGUUGACACUAAGACGGGUAAAUCGAAAGGGUUUGCGUAUAUCCAAUUUGAAAAUUCGAAGGAUGCAGUAAAAGCUUACAUUCAGUUGGAUAAACAAAUUUUCCAAGGUAGACUAUUGCAUAUUUUACCGGGUGAAACCAAAAAGGAACAUAAGUUAGAUGAAUUUGAACUCAAGAAUAUGCCACUCAAAAAACAGAGACUACUCAAAAAAAAAUAUGAAGCUUCCAAGGCUGACUUUACUUGGAACUCGCUAUAUAUGAACUCUGAUGCAGUUCUUGAUAGUGUGGCUACCCAAUUGGGUAUUUCCAAAAACGAACUUAUUGAUCCACAUAAUUCCAGCUCUGCAGUUAAACAGGCAUUGGCGGAAGCUCACGUCAUUGGUGAUGUUAGGAGCUAUUUUGAAAGUAAAGGUGUGGACCUCACAAAGUUCAGUGAAAAGGAGAGAGAUGACAGGGUGAUCCUUGUCAAGAACUUCCAGUAUGGUACAACGAAGGAAGAAAUUGGAGAGCUUUUUGCAACUUACGGGGAAUUGAAUAGGGUGUUGAUGCCUCCAGCUGGAACCAUUGCAAUUGUUGAGUUCAGAGAUGCACCUGCUGCCAGGGUCGCUUUCAAUAAAUUAUCCUUCAGGAGAUUAGGUAAGUCCAUCAUUUAUCUUGAAAAGGGGCCGAAGAACCUAUUCACUAAACCUGCUGAUAAAUCUGAUUCUAUCAAUAUUGAAGAGACUGUCAAGGAUGUCAAAGUAACAACGGAAGACAUUCUGGAAAGGAAAGGAGAUGAUGUUAAAAGUGACUCUGAAGACGAUGAUGAUGAUAUCAAUAAUUUUGGCCCAACGACCUCUAUUUUCGUGAAAAACCUAAAUUUCAGUACCACCACAUCUUCACUAACUGACUUUUUCAAAGUGUAUCCAGGGUUUAUUGUUGCAGUUAUCAAAACCAAACCUGAUACGAAGCAUCCAGGGAGGACAUUAAGUAUGGGUUUUGGUUUUGUUGAGUUCAAGACUAAAGAACAAGCCAAUGCUGCACUGAGAGGUCUAGAUGGACAAAUACUAGAUGGACAUAAACUACAGCUGAAGAUAUCCAACAGAGUCGGUAGUAUGGGUGACAACAAUUCCAAAACAAAGAACAAAAAGGCAAAGAAUGGUAAAAUUAUUGUUAAAAACUUGCCAUUUGAAGCUACCCGUAAAGAUGUUUUCGAAUUGUUUAAUUCUUUUGGAUCUUUGAAAUCAGUUAGAGUUCCAAAGAAGUUUGACAAGUCUGCCAGAGGUUUUGCUUUUGUUGAAUUUUCUACAGCGAAGGAAGCAAGCUCUGCAAUGGAUCAAUUACAAGGUGUCCAUUUACUUGGUCGUAGACUAGUACUAGACUUCGCAGAGAAGGAGAGUGAUGAUGUCGAGGCAGAGAUUGAAAAGAUGACCAGAAAGACAAUAUCCCAAGCGAAAUCUAGAGAGCUAGCUGAAUUAAGAGAAGGUAACUCAGGUAAGAGGAAAUUAGAAUUAGAGGAUGAGGACGAAUAUUAG